AUGACUGACGAUGGUGAUGAAGAUAUUUUUGACAACAACCCCAUGUCUUGGGAAGCAGAAAUAUUGGCACAACUUAUGCACCAUGAUAUAUUGGGAUUGGAUAUACUGGAAUUAAAUAUUAAGGUGUACCGAUGCGAAGAUAAAACUAAUAAAUCGAACUCCUUGAUCGUAUUAGCGGCGCCAACUUUCCGUUCCCUCUCUUUCAAAAUGCCUUCACUAAAGGAAAUGAAAAUAAGUAGACACUCGCAAUGA
This is a messenger RNA of Leptosia nina, 252 nucleotides long. The record is from the annotation of a GenBank genome assembly. Lineage: Eukaryota; Metazoa; Arthropoda; Insecta; Lepidoptera; Pieridae.